Molecule: messenger RNA, 904 nt
Organism: Centropristis striata (black sea bass)
Lineage: Eukaryota; Metazoa; Chordata; Actinopteri; Perciformes; Serranidae
Exons: 6
Coding region: 124-837 (237 amino acids)
Molecular function (GO): DNA binding
Source: RefSeq, a predicted model, not a curated record
UAUGAUUAUCCGCCUCUUUUUGUUUUGUUUUAGGCGCCCUUGAAACGAAGGUGAACACGGCUGUAGCUGAAUCAAUGCAAGGCUGUUUAAGCUUUUGCAGGUGAUGGUGUGGAUUGUGCUGCCAUGAGUGCUCUGUUUGCCUGUGAGGACCCAGACACAUGGAGGAGGGUGUAUGGGAAAUACUGGGAUGUGGUGGAAGCCAAAUCCAAAGGCAAGAAACCUGGAAAGCUGCUGAACCUCGACAAGUGGUACCAAGAGGAGCUGCCCACACUCAUUUCAAGUCGACCUGACAAACAUGUCACUCAGUCAGAGCUGGUGAAACUGAUGGAGUGGAAACUCACUAGAGGGAAGUUCAGGCCGAGGCUGCAGCAGCUGGUGGCUUCCAACAGUGAGGACACUGUGGAGAAAUGUUCCAGAAAGGCCUUCAGCCUCCUGCCUGACGUGCAGGCAGCAAUCGCCGAGCUCAGCUCCCUGAAAGGAGUCGGCCCGGCCACGGCUUCAGCUGUGUUGGCGGCGGGAGCUCCAGAACAGGCUGCAUUCAUGUCAGAUGAAGCCAUGGAGAGUGUGCCGGGACUAAAGCCCAUCCAGUACACAGCCAAGCACUACACUCUGUACCUGGGCAAAAUGGUCGAGUGUACCGUGAAACUAAACAAAGAGGAUCCCCAGCAGGACUGGACGCCCCACAGAUUGGAGCUGUGUCUGUGGGCGUUGACCACAGCCAAACAGCAGCAGCUCCCACUUCUAAAGGACGUUGAUGUGAAGACCGGCAGUGUAAAGGAGGAGAGCUCCAAUGCCGACACAGACCAGAGGCCAAAGAAGAGGCUCAAAACAAGAUAAAAAUACACAGUAUAUACAUUUUUAAACUUCUAUUUCUUUUUUCAAAAAUAAUAAAGCCUUUAUAUCA